GAAGAUACGCCAUAAACGAGGGCAGGGGGAAACAAGCGAAAGCUAAAAGUUUCGUUUAGCCUGCGUUUCGUGUCGCGUCACAGACUUGCUUGGCCUAUUUUUUAUUUUAUCGUAAUCUUAGUCACAAAGGAAGGUGUUGGUGUGAUAAAUAGGUGAAGUGUCUCUUACCGGGAGACCAGCGUAAAUAAGUGUGGUGAAAAAAAAAAAAGUAGCUAGCCAACGGGCCUACAUAUAUUCUUGUUUUUGUGACCAUGAGAAGAGGCUAUUCUUAUGGCGACAGAGGCCGCGGACGAGACAGACCUCAUUCUGCGCCAGUGGGUAAUUACAACAGUGGCAACCGUCCUAUGACGUUUGGGAACCCAGGUGACCGUCUCCGUAAAAAGAGAUGGAACCUGGACGAGCUGCCAAAAUUUGAGAAGAACUUCUAUACCGAGCAUCCAGAAGUCCAACGCUUGACUCAGCAAGAAAUGGAAGAGUUUCGUAGGAGGAAGGAGAUCACAGUUAAAGGCUCUAACUGUCCCAAAGCUGUCAUCACUUUUCAACAGGCACAGUUUCCACAAUAUGUGAUGGAUGCGUUGACACAGCAGAACUUUACAGAGCCCACAGCAAUCCAGUCUCAGGGCUUCCCUUUGGCUCUGAGUGGCAAGGACAUGGUGGGGAUAGCACAGACCGGUUCUGGAAAGACUCUGGCUUACCUACUGCCCUCCAUAGUGCAUAUUAAUCAUCAGCCCUACCUGGAGAGAGGAGAUGGGCCCAUUUGUUUGGUCCUGGCGCCAACAAGAGAGCUGGCCCAGCAGGUGCAACAGGUGGCUUUGGUGUAUGGCAGUUCUUCCAGAAUCAAAAGCACCUGUGUCUAUGGUGGAGCACCCAAAGGACCACAGAUUCGAGACCUUGAGAGGGGUGUUGAGAUCUGCAUUGCCACUCCUGGUCGCCUGAUUGACUUCCUGGAGUCAGGAAAGACCAACUUGAAUCGCUGCACUUACCUUGUGCUGGAUGAAGCUGACCGCAUGCUAGACAUGGGUUUUGAACCCCAGAUUCGCAAGAUUGUUGAUCAAAUUCGGCCGGACAGACAAACACUAAUGUGGAGUGCAACUUGGCCCAAAGAUGUCCGUCAGCUUGCUGAAGACUUCUUAAAAGACUACAUCCAGAUUAAUGUUGGAGCCCUGGAACUCAGUGCCAACCACAACAUCCUACAAAUUGUUGAUGUUUGCAUGGAAAACGAAAAGGAUCACAAACUUAUUCGGCUGAUGGAGGAGAUUAUGGCAGAGCAGGAAAACAAAACCAUCAUCUUUGUGGAGACAAAGAAAUCCUGUGAUGAACUGACAAGAAGGAUGCGGAGGGAUGGGUGGCCAGCCAUGUGUAUCCAUGGAGACAAGACCCAGCCAGAAAGAGACUGGGUACUUUCAGACUUCCGAAACGGGAAAGCUCCCAUUCUGAUUGCCACAGAUGUUGCCUCUCGGGGUUUGGAUGUUGAAGAUAUCAAGUUCGUCAUCAACUAUGACUAUCCCAACUCCUCUGAGGAUUACGUACACCGUAUUGGACGUACGGCGCGCAGCACCAACAAGGGCACGGCCUACACCUUUUUCACUCCGGGGAACGCACGCCAGGCCAGAGACCUUGUCCGAGUUUUGCAGGAGGCCAAUCAGGCUGUCAGCCCCCAGCUCCUUCAGAUGGUUGAGUCAUGCCAAGGAAGAGGAGGUGGAAGAAUGCGUUACCGUAGCAGCAACUCCCACAAUCCCAACAUGAUGUACCAGGAUGGGUGUCAUCGCCGCAUGCGCCAUGGAGAAGGAAACGGCGGUGGCAGGGACGGCCGCUUUGGUUACGGCCGCGGCGAGCGUACCAAUGCAGCCCACUCUUCCUCCUACAAUGACCGUAGCCGUGACGUCAGAAACAGCCACAGUUCAGAUCAGUACCAGAGUUACAGCGGCGGCUAUAAUGCCCCCGGCAGAGGCCAGUCUGCAAGUAAUGGAGGGACGGAUCAGUCGAGUCAGCAUCAGGGUCAGUUUGCCCAGCCUCGUCCUCCGUCUGUGCUACCAGGGGGGCCUCGGCCUCUCAUAGCUAAGCAGUUUGCUUCACCUCAGCCCCCGGUAAUGGGCUUCAUGGGGCGCCCGCCUUACCCUUUUAAGCCGCCUCCUCCCGGCCCUUCUCCCCGCUAAUCUGUACUACGUGUCAAUUAUAGAUUCCAGUUCUAUGUCUGCUUCCGGCUUUAGUUUCGCCCUGUAGUUCAGGGCUACGCUGAAAUAUCAUUGCAGCAAAACAAUUUGCAAAUGCGUACCUCAAUCUGUGUGUAUGAAAUCCACGUGUCUGUUUUGAUUUGUGCGUCUUCGUUUAGAUUUUUGUGUGUAAUAACAAUUAGCUUAUCCAUGUUGCGAUUUGUGUGUUUUGUUUGGAUUUGUGUUUGUGUGUGUGUAAACAAAACAUCUGUGUGUCUGCGUUAAAGUCUGUAGGUCUGUGUGGUGGGCCGUGCGUUUUGCAGCUAGGCCUUCAGUGAUGUCCGACUUCAAUAAUUACCUCUCAAAAUACCAUCAUUUAUGUCACCACAUGACCAUUGCUGGAGAAAUACUAUACAGAAACACAUUUACGCCCUACUUUGUAUUGAAUCACAUAAACAGUAUACAAAACGGGUUCUUUUCUGGUGCAUUUAAAAAACAAUUAAAAUGCAUCAGCAAUUAAAACAUAUCUUAUGUGGUAGUGUCAAAAUUAAAAUUGCAAAAAACAUUAAAAGUGAAAAAAUUUUAUAUUUGAAGUCACAAUUUAUUAGAACCUUUUUGAAGCCGUACAAACCAGUGGUACCCCUCGUCGUUGGCUUAUUCGAGUGGAAAUGACAGGCCUUUCCUCAUUUCAUCGCCAGAACAGCUGACGGGGUUGGCUGACAUCGUUUCGCAAGAUGUAGAUUUUCUUUAAAUAUCCUUCUUUAAAAUGGCCUUGCAAAUAUAUAUCUGCCCCCUAAUCAACAUUUUGUUCUGCUUCUCUGCUAUCCCGAUCUGGCUAUGGCGCACACUUCCCGGUUCCUGCUAAAUUGAAACUUGUAAAUGCAUACUGACUUUUGAAUGCCAAGUGGGUAUCAAAUAACAGCGAUUAACAUGAGGCUACUUAUAUAGGCUACUGUCAACAAUUUGUGAUCUGAUUGGCUAUUGCAACUGUCAAUAAACUCUAUAUGUUUUCAAAUUCAUCCACUAACGGUCCGAUGAGUAUCCAAUUACAGGACGCGUAAAUGUCACUUUUAACCUUAGACCAUCAACAAGGCGUUACUGACAACAACUUGUGAUCGGAUUGGCUAUUGCAACUCUAUCAAUUGUAUAUUCCUGUUCACUUGCAGUGCACGGAUGUCCACAUUGUUGAUUAUGAAGGCCUCUGGCACAUUUGGUGAAGCAUGGCAACAUAAGAUAGCUGAAUUCUGAUUUGAAACAAACUAAAACUAAAAAAAACAGCACUGGAACAAGGAGAAUAUGAAUACUUUUGGAUAUUUAGGGAAACUAAAUUUAAAUUUUUUUUUUAUCUUUAAUUAUGAUCAUUAUUUCUGAUUAGGUUAGGCCAGUAGAGAAGGCCUUGCUGGCCCUAACGGCACACCACUGCUGUGUAUAUAUUUGUGUGUGUAAAAAAAAUAUGUGUGUCUGUGUUCAAUUUUUUGUUUUAUUAAAUUUAACUUUUGCUACACUUCUAUCGAGGCAGGUGUGUGCGGGUGUGUGUGCAGUAAACUGUAGGUGUAGAAAAGAUUUGUCUCGUUGGCGCCUAGAAUCCAGCGAUGAAGUUAGCUUCCGAUACAAGUAAUGGCCGAUACGGAUAGUCGACAGCAGACUGAUACUCUUGACCUAAAAUUACGUUUCAUUGAAUAAUUUGUCACUGCUGUGGUGCAUAAUAACAAAAAACAAAAAUGUAACCAAAAUAGGAAUAUAAAUGUGGCAUUAAAAAUCACAACUAUUUGUAAAACUUUUCAUCAAUGGGUAAAAUUGAAAUUAUGUCACAUUAAACCCCUUAAUUCAGGUCCAGUUUAGAAUCAACUUCAUCUCAAAUCUGGACAAGAUUAUCCCACAGUUUGUGAAAAUGAAAAAAAAACACAAUUUGUGAUUUGGGAAACCUCUAUUCUAUUUUUGAUAUGAAUUGUAGUUUGUGUUUUCAGCAGUGUAAAACUGGAAUGUGUGAUAUUAAACCAAUAACAGUCACUGCACGAAAAGAGACCUGAUUGAUCAGGUGAUUGUCAGUAGAAUAAUAUGUUUAAUAUAGAAUACUAACAAGGCAUUAUUUAAUGAUUAUAACAUUUUUAUUUAAAUGUCAGUCAGGUAUCGACUACUAUUCGAAUUGGUCAGAAAAUAAUAUAAUUAUAAACAAAAGCAUACAGGUAGCAAAACGGACAUAUGUUUUGUUUACAAACACACAAAUCCAAACCGGCACACAGAACGUGUACAAAUGGAUUACACGCACACACAUUGAGAUAAGCAUUUGCAAAUUGUUUUGCUACAAUAAUAUAUUUUCGUAUGGUUUUAUGUUUUUAAAAUCACCUGCAUGCAUGAGAUUUAUUUGUCUGUGCAUUGAUUUAGAAACCUAUGAUAUUUGUUUUUUUAAAAUAGAGUAGAUUGAAUUCAGUCUUUUGGGAGGGUGAACUGGUGGUCAGCAUAUUAAAAGUAUAGUACGAGCCGCCCAAGGGUUAAUUAGGGCCCUAAGCAGAAAUUUAUGUGGGUUAGGGUCAACACUUCGGCACCAAAUAAGACCAGAAACAAAAUGGUGCAUCCUGAAAAGACGGUCAGAGAGCGGGUUGAAGAUGAUCUUUAAAACAACCUCUGCAAAAUGUUGAACCACCAUUACAAGUUUUGUACAACACAAGGACGUGUUUUAAAUGUAGACAAAUAUCACAACAUGACCCCCUUUAAAGGGGAACUUCCCUUUUUUGGGAAUUACCUAUCAUUCAUAAUCCUUAUGUAAGACAAGAACACUUUUUUUUUUUUUGAUGCGUUGUAAUUAGAGAUGUCCGAUAAUAUCGGCCGAUAAAUGCUUUAAAAUGUAAUAUCGGAAAUUAUCAGUAUUUUAUUUCAACAGUAUCGGUAUCGGUCUCAAAAAGUAAAAUUUCUGACUUUGUAAAAUGCCGCUGUGUAGUGACAAGUACAGAGCGCCAAUGCAUUUGUGUGCCGGCCCAAUCACAUAACAUCCACGGCUUUUCACACACACAGGUAAAUGCAAGGCAUACUUGGUCAACAGCCAUACAGGUCAAACUGAGGGUGGCUGUAUAAACAACUUUAAAACUGUUACAAAUAUGGGCCACUAUGUGAACCCACACCAAACAAGAAUGACAAACACAUUUCGGGGGAACAUCCGCACCGUAACACAAACAUAACAAGUGGGGCGGUAUAGCUCGGUUGGUAGAGCGGCCGUGCCGGCAACUUGAGGGUUGCAGGUUCGAUCCCCGCUUGCACCAUCCUAGUCACUGCUGUUGUGUCCUUGGGCAAGACACUUUACCCACCUGCUCCCAGUGCCACCCACACUUUAAAAAAAAUGUUAAUUAGAUAUUGGGUUUCACAAUGUAAAGCGCUUUGAAUCACUUGAGAAAAGCGCUAUAUAAAAUAUAAUUCACUUCAAUUCACUAAUUCAAAUACCCAGACACCCUUACUAACUCUUCCGGGAUGCUACAAUAUACAUAUAGAGCGCUUUACAGUCAGAAUAGAGAGACUCAUGGGCUCCAUUGUUAGCUUAGUUUUGCAAACGUUUAAUUACAAGUUAAAUUGCAUUAAAAAAAGAAAAACGUGUGAUUGUCUUACAAAAGAAUUAUGAAUGAUAGGCAAAAUUUCACAAAAAGUGCACAUCCCCUUUGACAUCAUUAAUACACAAAUCUAACACGAGAACGACAGAGUUUAAGGGGUAAAUUUAGCAUUUUAGUCUUACCAGUGGCGGAGCAGGAUUUGGCUGAGAUAAGUUUUUGGUAAGAUUUUGUACUAGGUGCCCUGGCAUUCGUCAAGUAACAUUUUCUGUUUUUCUUCCUACAAAACGGGGCCCUAGUGUAGUGCAGUAUUUACAAAGUGCUUGUCUGACACCUCACAUUUUUUAAUUAUUACCGCAAAAAUACUUUUGAAACAUUGUGGCGGAGUGCGACAUGUUGGCAAACUUUUCUGAACGAAGGGGAGUAUCCUGAUCCUCCUAGUAACUAAUACAUGUCUGACCUGGAUGAGGGCUGUGUUUGGGAUUAAGCAGCCUUGGUGCAGGUUUGGGGAGUCUCAUUCUCUGGGAGCUUUUUUUUUUUAUUACAGAUUUAAGUUCUUCUGAAUUUUUCUGAGCACCACAUGUUGUAUUAAAGUGAAGGUUGUGCUCUCUGAUGCACUAUUGUCUAUACAUCAACCAUACAUUUAAACUAAUACUUAGCAUGUGCUAUUAUUAAGUCUUGCAUGUUUUUGUUACUUUCAUUUGUGUAUUAACCCUGUGUAUUUUUGGAUAUCAUUUCUAUGAUGAGAUGAUUUGAUACAAGCUCUGCACACACUGUGUGUUUUCACUCUUUAGGGCUAACUGGAAUUCUGCUCUUGUUGGGCCUCACAAUAGUAGGACUGUUUGGGUUUGGGACAAUGUCCAGGUGAGGUCAGUAUAUCUGCCCGUCAAAUGUUUUUGGAUGACACAUUUGGCUUCAAAUUGGUGACCACAAGUCUGCUUGUAUUGUUUCAGUGUGUUUAAAUCCUACAAUGUUACAAUCUGAUGAUACAGUGUGUUAGAGCUCUUUCUGUAUACAAGUGCAUCACAAUACAUUGUAAAUAUACUUAAAAUGUUGAUUUGUUUCAAUGGUUCAAUUAAAAAAAAAAAUGUUGAUGUGGUA
Messenger RNA from Nerophis ophidion (straightnose pipefish), 6790 nucleotides. Its product is annotated as probable ATP-dependent RNA helicase DDX17. Gene Ontology annotation, cellular component: cytoplasm; ribonucleoprotein complex; nucleus. Lineage: Eukaryota; Metazoa; Chordata; Actinopteri; Syngnathiformes; Syngnathidae. The transcript is spliced from 13 exons. Gene Ontology annotation, biological process: alternative mRNA splicing, via spliceosome. Bases 252 to 2156 code for a protein of 634 amino acids. Gene Ontology annotation, molecular function: RNA binding; ATP binding; RNA helicase activity. The record is from RefSeq and is a predicted model, not a curated record.